AUGACAGCCAUUGAAUACCAACGAAACAUCCGUCGGUGUCGAUCAUCUCCCAAUCACAGUCGGAGUUGGUCCGAGCUCCUUCGCCCCACAUUCAGGCGUCUCCUCCAUAGUGAAGUGACUGUGCACUAUAAGUCCGCCCCCCAGGAGAUUUUCCUGGGGAAUUCCCGCCCGAGCAGGAAGGGAACUCCCGCUCCAGCAGGAGGUUCCUCUGCAAGUGCGGGAGGAUUUGCUGCCAAGGCAGGAAAUCCCGAAGUCUCGUCCCUCUGCUCCCCAUACACCUCGCGGGAGAUUUUCCUGGGGAAAUCUGCCGUUUUACUGCGGGAUUUCCGCCAGCGCAGGUGCAGGACCUGCCUACCCAGGAGGCUGGAACACGGUGCACCCGGGGGAGCGGGUUCUCAUCGACCUGCGGGAGCAGGCGGACUGCAAGGACAGUAUGUAUUAAUGUCAGUGGAGUCAUCGAUCUCUUUGGUGGUGAUUAGAUUAUUUACUUACGUAGAUACUCGGACCUAUGAGAAAAAAAAGAGGAUAAACGAGAAGGCUAGAGGAAUCAAGGUCUCAGACGACGAACCAUGGGUACCAGGGUGGAAUAAGCGCACCUGA
Coprinopsis cinerea okayama7#130 is the source of this 600-nucleotide messenger RNA. RefSeq lists its product as hypothetical. The transcript is spliced from 4 exons. The coding region runs from base 1 to 600 and encodes 199 amino acids. Lineage: Eukaryota; Fungi; Basidiomycota; Agaricomycetes; Agaricales; Psathyrellaceae. The record is from RefSeq and is a predicted model, not a curated record.